AUGCAAUUUUUGGUUGAAUUUUGUAAAAGUCAUUGGAAAGCAAUUGCAACAGCUUUUACAAUUGGUAAAUUUUUAUGGGAGUCUUACAUAAAUAAUAGACAAUUAAAAAAAAUUCAAAUAACUCAAAUUGGAUUACGACAAAAUAAUUUUGAUUUAUUAAGUAAUGAUAAGUUUAAACAAUCAUUAUUUGGCUUAGAAAAUUUAGUAAAAUUAACCAUAAAUAAAUUAGGUUUUGAUUUAAUUGAAAAUUUAUUGAUUAUUCAUUUUGAUGUCUAUAGUAUUUUAUUAGAAUUAAGUAAAAAAAUUAAUGAAUCAUUAUCAUUUAUAUUACCUUCAAACUCAUAUUUUCAAACUAUAAUAUUUUCUAUAAUUUCAAAUAUUUUAAUUUUUUGUUGGGGUGUACCAAUCCAAUUUUAUGGAAAAUUUAUUGUAUCAGACUUUAAUCAGAAUGAAAGUCCAUUAGAAUGGUUUAUGAUUCAGAUUAAUUUAUUAGUUUUUAAAAUCUUUGGAGAUUCCAUUAAAAUAUUUGGUUCUUCAAUAUUAAUUAACUUGGUGAAAAAUUUUCCAAUUUUACAAAUUUCAAUUGGGUUUUUAAUUUACUCAAUUUUGAGAAUUUCAUUAAGUCCAUUGUUCAUAAGUGUUAUAUCAGGACCUAAUUUUUUGAAGCAUGUACCUCAAAGCGAUUUGAAAGAUGAAAUUUUAAAAUUAUGUUCUAAAAUCGGAUAUGAUUGUAAUUCAAUUUAUAUAGCAGAUUCUGCAAUAUCUUCAAUGGGAUUUAAUUAUUUACCAAAUAUGGUGACUAUUAAUGAAGGAAGUAUUAAAAGUUUCACAACAAAAGAAUUAACAUCAAUAAUAUUACAAUGCAUAUUACAAAUCAAAUUAAAUUUACAUUUAGAAAAACAAUUUAUUAAUUCAAUUAUAUUAUAUUUAGAAUUAUUCUUUUUUGAAAAAAUAUUAUAUAAAGACAAUAAUGUUUUAAAACAGUUUGGGUUUGAAGUAAAUGAAGAAAGUAAUUUAAUUUUUAUAAAAUAUUUAAUUUUCAAUAAAAUUUUCAUACCAUUUGAUAUAAUAAUUCCAAUGAUUAAAAAUUAUUUAAUAAGAAGAAAGAUUCAUCAAGUUGAUCAAUCAACAUAUGAAUUAUAUCAACAUGAAUUUGUAACUGCUAUGAAUAAAAUGAACGGUAACAAUCCAUUGAAGAAUUUUGAAAAUGAUUCAAUUUAUGGUUUAUAUUACUCUGGAUUUCCAAACUUGAAUAGAAGAAUUGAAUUUUUAAAAGAAAACCAUUAA
Molecule: messenger RNA, 1287 nt
Organism: Lodderomyces jiufengensis
Lineage: Eukaryota; Fungi; Ascomycota; Pichiomycetes; Serinales; Debaryomycetaceae
Exons: 2
Coding region: 1-1287 (428 amino acids)
Biological process (GO): CAAX-box protein processing
Cellular component (GO): endoplasmic reticulum membrane
Molecular function (GO): metalloendopeptidase activity
Source: RefSeq, a predicted model, not a curated record